AUGACCAGCCAUUCCUCUACAUCACCGAUCCACGAAACACUCGAGCACAACUCGGAGGCAGUGUUCGACUAUCUUGUCGCCUAUGUUGGAAAGAUGCUUUCGGCAACAACUGGGAAGAUCGACAGUUUGGAGGAUAUUUAUCAGAGGCGGCUAGUUGUGACGGGCAAUCGCUCUGAUGUUCAACUGGAAGACGAGGGUAAUUUUGCCUGCCAAGCGCGAAUCAUGCAUAGCCGGCUGUCAACGUCAGCCGACGCCAGGGAAUCCGGUUGGAAUCGGAGUCAUCGCACAACCGGUCAAAGUGUGAUGAUGAUUGUACGCAGCAAGGAAGCCCACCUGACCGUAUUCUCACCACUUAAGCGAUUUGGUCUUUUCGUUGGCAAGUUCCUAACUCGACCGGAAGUGAUGGCAGGGAGUGCAAGUCGACAAGAGCCGAAAAUAUUCGUGCAAAUCGGUAAACCGAUCUACCUUACCUGCUUCAGUGAUGAUUCGCGGCCUCCAGCUUUGUUGGAAAUUAAUUUCAACGACGAAAUUAUCGUCCUUUCUUCAAGAAAUCGAACAGCUUGCAAGAGGAUGGAGGAAAGUCAUUGGUGCGUUGGGAAUGCGACCAGUUUUCAUCAUGCUGUGCUCAACUUAUUGGUGACGGAAUACAGAAAGUAUAUACACACUAUCAAAGGGGAAUCGGUGCGGCUAAUUUUGGAACUUCUGGUAAAGGGUGAAUUUACAACACCGCUUAGCGUUAAAUGCGAAGUUAAAAACGUCGAAAAAUUCACGGAAAGUGGACCUCUGCGGAAGCCCUUCAAGGCAGUAGCCAGUAGUACAAUCCAUCUCCACGAGCCUCACCUUGCUGAUCGUUCCACUUACAAUCUUUGGCUUAGUGGUACUGGCAGUGUUUCUCAAAAGGUGGAACAAGGACCCAUCAGACAACGUGGAAUUCCUACCAUUCCAACUUCAAACCAUGAUCGGCAGCAACGCGAACAAUCCAAAUUCUAA
Molecule: messenger RNA, 990 nt
Organism: Echinococcus granulosus
Lineage: Eukaryota; Metazoa; Platyhelminthes; Cestoda; Cyclophyllidea; Taeniidae
Exons: 6
Coding region: 1-990 (329 amino acids)
Source: RefSeq, a predicted model, not a curated record